AUGGACAUGGACGUGGACGUGGACGUGGACAUGGACGUGGAUGUGGACAUGGACGUGGACGUGGACUUGGACGUGGAGGACUUGGACGUAGACAUGGACGUGGACAUGGACGUGGACGUGGACAUGGACGUGGACGUGGACGUGGACGUGGACAUGGACGUGAACGUGGACGUGGACGUGGACAUGGAAGACGUGGACGUGGACAUGGACGUGGACGUGGACGUGGACAUGGACGUGGACAUGGACGUGGACGUGGACGUGGACGUGGACGUGGACGUGGACGUGGACGUGGUCGUAGACGUGGACGUGGACGUGGACGUGGACGUGGACAUGGAUAUGGACGUGGACGUGGACGUGGACAUGCACGCGGACGUGGACGUGGACGUGGAUGUGGACAGGGACGUGGUCGUGGACGUGGACAUGGACAUGGACAUGGACAUGGACGUGGACGUGGACGUGGACGUGGACAUGGACAUGGACAUGGACGUGGACGUGACGUGGACGUGGACGUGGACAUGGACGUGGACGUGGACCUGGACGUGGACGUGGACCUGGACUGACGUGGACGUGGACGUGGACGUGGACAUGGACGUGGACCUGGACGUGGACGUGGACGUGGACGUGGACGUGGACAUGGACGUGGAUGUGGACCUGGUCGUAGACGUGGACGUUGACGUGGACGUGGACGUUGACGUGGACAUGGACAUGGACGUGGACGUGGACGUUGACGUGGACAUGGACGUGGACGUGGACGUGGACGUGGACCUGGACGUGGACGUGGACGUGGACGUGGAAGUGGACAUGGACGUGGACCUGGACGUGGACGUGGACGUGGACGUGGAAGUGGACAUGGACGUGGACCUGGACGUGGACGUGGACGUGGACAUGGACGUGGAUGUGGACCUGGUCGUAGACGUGGACGUUGACGUGGACGUGGACGUUGACGUGGACAUGGACGUGGACGUGGAUGUGGAGGACUUGGACGUGGACAUAGACGUGGACGUGGACGUGGACGUGGACGUGGACGUGGACGUGGAGAUGGACGUGGACGUGGACGUGGACGUGGACAUGGACGUGGACGUGGACGUGGACGUGGACGUGGACAUGGACAUGGACGUGGAAGUGGACGUGGACGUGGACGUGGACAUGGACGUGGACGUGGACAUGGACGUGGACGUGGACGUGGAGGACGUGGACGUGGAGGACUUGGACGUGGACGUGGACAUGGACGUGGACGUGGACGUGGACAUGGACGUGGAGGACUUGGACGUGGACGUGGACGUGGUCGUGGACGUGGACGUGGACGUGGUCGUGGACGUGGACGUGGACGUGGUCGUGGACGUGGACAUGGUCGUGGACGUGGACGUGGACGUGGAUGUGGACGUGUACGUGGACGUGGACAUGGACGUGGACGUAGACGUGGACGUGGACGUGGACAUGGACGUGGACAUGGACGUGGACAUGGACGUGGACGUGGACGUGGACGUGGUCGUGGACGUGGACGUGGACAUCGACGUGGACAUGGACAUGGACGUGGACGUGGACGUGGACGUGGACGUGGACAUGGACAUGGACGUGGACGUGGACGUGGACGUGGACGUGGACGUGGACUUGGACAUGGACGUGGCCGUAGAAGUGGACGUGGACAUGGACGUGGACGUGGACGUGGACGUGGACGUGGACGUGGACGAGGUCGUGGACGUGGACGUGGACGUGGACAUGGACGUGGAUGUGGACGUGGACUUGGACAUGGACGUGGACGUGGACGUGGACGUGGACAUGGACAUGGACAUGGACGUGGACGUGGACGUGGUCGUGGACGUGGAUGUGGACGUGGACUUGGACGUGGACGUGGACGUCGACGUGGACGUGGACGUGGACGUGGACAUGGACGUGGACGUGGACGUGGACGUGGACGUGGACAUGGACGUGGACGUGGACGUGGACCUGGACGUGGACGUGGACGUGGACCUGGACGUGGACGUGGACGUGGACGUGGACGUGGACGUGGACGUGGACGUGGACAUGGACGUGGACGUGGACGUGGACGUGGACGUGGACGUGGACGUGGACGUGGGACUGGACAUGGACAUGGACGUGGACGUGGACGUGGACGUGGACGUGGACGUGGACAUGGACGUGGACGUGGACGUGGACGUGGACAUGGACGUGGACGUGGACGUGGACGUGGACUUGGACGUGGACGUCGACGUCGACGUCGACGUGGACGUGGACAUGGACGUGGACGUGGACGUGGACGUGGAGGUGGAGGUGGACGUGGACAUGGACAUGGACGUGGACGUGGACGUGGACGUAGACAUGGACGUGGACGUGGACGUGGACGUGGAUGUGGACGUGGACGUGGACGUGGACAUGGACAUGGACGUGGACGUGGACGUGGACAUGGACGUGGAUGUGGACAUGGACGUGGACGUGGACUUGGACGUGGAGGACUUGGACGUAGACGUGGACGUGGACAUGGACGUGGACGUGGACAUGGACGUGGACGUGGACGUGGACAUGGACGUGAACGUGGACGUGGACGUGGACAUGGACGUGGACGUGGACGUGGACGUGGACAUGGACGUGGACGUGGACAUGGACGUGGACAUGGACGUGGACGUGGACGUGGACGUGGACGUGGACGUUGUCGUGGACGUGGACGUGGACGUGGACGUGGACAUGGACGUGGACGUGGACGUGGACGUGGAUGUGGACAUGCACGCGGAUGUGGACGUGGACGUGGAUGUGGACAGGGACGUGGUCGUGGACGUGGACAUGGACAUGGACAUGGACAUGGACAUGGACGUGGACGUGGACGUGGACGUGGACAUGGACAUGGACAUGGACAUGGACGUGGACGUGGACGUGGACGUGGACGUGGACAUGGACGUGGACGUGGACGUGGAGGUGGACGUGGACGUGGACGUGGACGUGGACAUGGACGUGGACCUGGACGUGGACGUGGACGUGGACGUGGACAUGGACGUGGAUGUGGACCUGGUCGUAGACGUGGACGUUGACGUGGACGUGGACGUUGACGUGGACAUGGACGUGGACGUGGACGUGGAGGACUUGGACGUGGACAUGGACGUGGACGUGGACGUGGACGUGGACAUGGACGUGGACGUGGACGUGGACGUGGAGGACUUGGACGAGGAGUUGGACGUGGACGUGGACGUGGACGUGGUCGUGGACUUGGACGUGGACGUGGACGUGGACGUGGACAUAGACGUGGACGUGGACUUGGACGUGGACGUGGACGUGGACGUGGACGUGGACAUGGACGUGGACGUGGACGUGGACGUGGACGUGGACGUGGAGGUGGACGUGGACAUGGACGUGGACGUGGACGUGGACGUGGACUUGGACGUGGACGUGGACGUGGACGUGGACGUUGACGUUGACGUGGACAUGGACGUGGAGGUGGACGUGGACAUGGACGUGGAGGUGGACGGGGACGUGGACGCGGACGGGGACAUGGACGUGGACAGGGACGGGGACGAGGACGCAGAUGCAGACGUGGACAAGGACGCGGACGUGGACGAGGACACGGACGCGGACGUGGACGUGGACGCGGACGCGGACGAGGACGCGGACGCGGACGUGGACAGGGACGUGGACGUGGACGCGGACAUGGACGCGGACGUGGACAGGGACGGGGAUGUGGACGCGGACGUGGACGCGGACGCGGACGUGGACGCGGACGGUGACGUGGACGCAGACGCGGGCGUGGAUGCGGACGUGGACGGCGUGGACGCGGACGCGGACGCGGACGCGGACGUGGUCGUGGACGCGGACGCGGACGUGGACGCGGACGCGGACGCGGACGUGGACGCGGACGCGGACGUGGACGUGGACGUGGACGACGCGGACGAGGACGUGGGACGUGGACUGGACGUGGACGUGGACGUGGACGUGGACGUGGUCGUGGACGUGGACGUGGACGUGGACGUGGACGUGGACGUGGACUUGGACGUGGACGUGGUCGUGGACGUGGACGUGGACGUGGUCGUGGAUGUGGUCGUGGAUGUGGUCGUGGAGGUGGACGUGGAGGUGGACGUGGAGGUGGAGGUGGACGUGGAGGUGGACGUGGACGUGGACGUGGACGUGGAGGUGGACGUGGACGUGGACGUGGACGUGGACGUGGAGGUGGACGUGGACGUGGACAUGGACGUGGACGUGGACAUGGACGUGGACGUGGACGUGGACGUGGACGUGGACGAGGUCGUGGACGUGGACGUGGACGUGGACAUGGACGUGGAUGUGGACCAGGCAAGCUCCUGGACCACGCAAGCCCGUGGACAAGGCAAGAUCCUGGACCACGCAAGCUCCUAG
Molecule: messenger RNA, 4338 nt
Organism: Closterium sp. NIES-65
Lineage: Eukaryota; Viridiplantae; Streptophyta; Zygnematophyceae; Desmidiales; Closteriaceae
Source: the annotation of a GenBank genome assembly